GUCAGCUGCGCAGGGGCCCAGUCCACUGGUAUGGGGGUGAUGUCCACCACCUUCCCCGUGUCCAGCCCUGGCCCUGCCCACGUGCGCCCACCCAUCCGCAGCCCCAGGGAAGCAAACUGGACCUAGGAGGAGCUGCAUGCUUUUGUGGCAGUCUGGGGUGGGGACGAUGUCUAGAGGCAGUUCAUCCAGAGCAGGCGCCGUAACACCCACGUUUACAAAGUCCUAGCAGCUGGGAUGUGGACGCAGGGCAACUCCUGGUCAGCGUGGCAGCGCUGUGUGAAGGCCAAGGCCCUGUGGUUCCAGUGGGUGGUUGUGACCGGCCUCAAUCGCAAGUCCAGUGGAGGCCCCCAGGACCCUGCAUUUUGGCGCCCUGGGGGGCCACGCCCACAUCCCACCCUGAUACCUCUGGUGACUAGUCACCAGGGAAGGAGAUCUUGGGCCUCCAGUGCCCUGCCCUGCACUCCUCCCUCGCUGCUGUGCCCACUGGCAGCCCAGGAAGCCCUCGCCAGUGACAGCCUCAGCCCCACCCCACAGCCGUCCAUGAGGAGCGGCCAGUCACACCACCACCAGCUGCCAGCAGCACCAGUUCCUCCCUGGGGCCACCGCAGGCCACAGACACCGGGUAGAGCCAGACCCCACCUGGCAUGGGGAGCCCUGCAGCGAACCGCCAGCCUUGGACCCAUGGGCCAACAAAUGGACAUGGGGAAGAGGCUGCAGGGACCCACAGGACUGCCGACAGUGGGUUGCUGCCACCCGCCACUUGGAGGCACUGGCGAUGCCAUCACCACAUCCUGGACUGGACCUGCCUGCUGGUGGUGGAGGCCAUGGAGGGUUGGGUGGUGGACUAGCAGGGAUAGUAGCCAGGGACCCUUGCCCAAGAGUCAGCACAGCUCCAGGCAUGCACAGAGCACGGGGCUGAGCUGGUGGCCCUGGAUCAGUAGCAUGUGCCACUGCUGGAGCAGUAGCUUGCUGCCUAGGGCUGCCCAGCAGAGGCUGCGCCUAUGCCCCCUAGCACCUGGCCCCCGGCCCCAACCCUGCAGGGCCCCUGGGUCCUGCCUACCACCCAGCAGCAGGCCCCCAGCAACACCCUCGAGGAGCUGGUGCAGCGCUUGCUGGCCGCAGUCAUCCCCAAGCUCUGCCCCCGACCUGCAGUAGCACUUCCUGUGGUUGGGGUGCUGGCUACCUGCUGCCGGGUUCUCUGACCUGGGCAGUCCCCACCCCUGAGCCCCUCUGAGGUGGACUUGAACUGAGUUUGAAGUUUGACAAAUGGUUUUUUUAUUGUUGGUGGGUGGUGGAGGGGCACUGUGUAUCUGUGUGUGGGAGGGAAGGGGGCUGUGCUUGUUGACAGGGGACGGAUGAGGUGUUUUUGUCCUGUUAAUAAAGUUUGUACUGUUUCACCUACAUCUGUAUCCUGGAGUGGUGCUGGUGUAGGGCAGGGGGUGUGGGCAGGUGGGCCGGAGCGGGGAGUGCAGGAGGCAGGGGGUUGGCCAGAGCCUCCCACAGCUGGUGCCCUGGGCCUGGCUGGCAGGUGCAUGGCUGCUCUGCGG
Molecule: messenger RNA, 1547 nt
Organism: Alligator sinensis (Chinese alligator)
Lineage: Eukaryota; Metazoa; Chordata; Crocodylia; Alligatoridae
Exons: 2
Coding region: 235-1155 (306 amino acids)
Source: RefSeq, a predicted model, not a curated record